Molecule: messenger RNA, 3207 nt
Organism: Tripterygium wilfordii
Lineage: Eukaryota; Viridiplantae; Streptophyta; Magnoliopsida; Celastrales; Celastraceae
Exons: 10
Coding region: 421-2835 (804 amino acids)
Biological process (GO): regulation of DNA-templated transcription
Molecular function (GO): DNA-binding transcription factor activity; protein dimerization activity
Source: RefSeq, a predicted model, not a curated record
UUGCCUUCAAGCUCGGAGAAAGUGAAUCAGAUUUUCAUGUUUUUGUACACAAACCCAUGGCCAAGAAGGAGAGAGAAAAAGAGAGAAAGAAACAAAGCUGAAGAAAAAAACCCAACUUUCUUUUUGUCUAUAUAGUGUAAGUCAUCCAUAUAUACAAAACCCUCUAUAGCUUUUAAUCCUCUCUCACAAAAACCGACCACUUUCUGCUUCUGUGUGCAUAUUUUCCACAGCACUUCCGUUUUUCUUUAACACAGGACUUUGUUUUUUACUUACAACAGCCACACUAUCGUUCUGCUGGUCUUUCGGUGACUUGUGAGGGAGAAAAGACCAUUCAUAAUUAUCCAAAGGAACAGUCUUUUUUGGAUCUUCUAGGCAUUUUGGUUUGUUUUUGACCCAAAUCCCUUGAUGGGUUUGUGAAAAAUGGGUGAAGUUGAAAUGGGUUCUGCUUUAAAGGGGAAGCUUAAGAGUCUAUGUUGCAGUGGUGGAUGGUGUUAUGGGGUUUUCUGGCGAUUUGAUCCUAGGAAUCCUAUGUUAUUGACCUUUGAAGAUGCCUACUAUGAGGAGCAAAUGGCGCCAUUGGUAAAUGACAUGCUUUUGCAGGUGCACAUUCUGGGCGAAGGAAUCACCGGCAAAGUUGCAAAGACCGGGAAGCACCAAUGGAUUUUCUCGGAUAAUUGUGCUGAUGAAAUAGAUUUGCUUAGUCUUAUUAGAAGCCGAGAUGAAUUUCAGGAUAACUUCGAAUUCCUUCCCCAAUUUUCUUGUGGAAUAAAGACAAUUGCAAUUAUCUCCGUGAAAUCACAAGGAGUGGUAAUAUUUGGAGCAGGACAAAAGAUUCUGGAAAAUGAGGAGUUUUUAGAUAAAACAAAAAAGUUGUCCGAGGAGAUGGCAAACACUGAUGGGUUCGUAUCACUGGAUAGCAUCCCUGCAUCCAUGAAUGAUGAAGACUACAAUCUAAAUGAGUGGAUUGAUUCCUUAAUUUCCCCUGGGAAUUCCUGUAAUAGGAAUAUGACAACCAUGGAUGGCAGCAAUAGUGAAGUGCUUGUCCGAAAAACUAGUUUUUCAACAAGUAAUACGCCAUUGUCUCCUUCUGCAUUGAAUCUGUAUGAUGGAGGCAUGACCCCGGUGUGCAUUAACCAAUUAAUAGCUGCUGAAACAGAAACUCGAUUAUUAUCAUCUGGUAUGCCUCACACCGAGAGUCCAAAUGCCGAAGCCCCUAGUAGUAUGUGGAGUGGUGAAGGGUCCAUGUUGACUUCAUUCGAGUCACAGUUGCCAUCAGAAUUUUGGUUUGAUACAAUUACAUUUCCUACAACAGCAGAUACUCUUGCAAAUUGUGGUAAUAGAGCAGAGAAUAAGCAGGCAUGCUCAAUAUCUGGUUUGAUUGAUGCAGAAAAAUGUAUUGAAGACCAUUCUACGAGUAUUAAGCAUUCUGCUUCAUUGGUCCAUGCAACUAAUAGUGAACUUCUGGAAUGUGCAACUAGUGAAACCAAUUUUGAUUUUUCAAUGGAUGUCUCUGACUUCUGUGUGGUAGAUAAUCUUUCCGAGUGCUUUGUUCCUUCAUCGGUGGACUGCAUAGAUGAUGUUACUAUGGCAAUAGCUAAUGAUCUAUCAAAAGCCAUAGGAGUUACUUCAGAUCUGUACGACGGGCAGCAGAGGUCUGUAGUAACUAGUGCUGCAGAGUGUGACCUGUAUGAAGCUUUGGGUCUGAGUUUCGAGUCGUCUAGAAAAGCUGGGGCGUGUUGGGAAGAGAUUUUGAUGCCGGCAGUUAGCUGUGAUCGCUCUGCAAUCAGCAGCGGUAUGUCAGAAUGUAUCUCCGGGUUGGAUGUUGCUCACACAGCUGGCCCCCGAAAAGGAUUGUUCUCGGAGUUUGGACUUGAAGAUCCUUUAGAUUGCCUCAGUAAUUCUAAUUUUGAGGAUCAGUUGUCCACCACCAAAAGAAGGAGAAUGGACAAUUUGACAGCAAAUGAUGCAAAGAUGCUGCCUGUUUAUAAUCUGGACAAGACUAAUACUCUAUUGUUUAAGAAAGAGACUUUUCCGAAAUCACAAGUGGGUUUAUGGAUCAACAAUAGCUAUAGCAUUGAUGCAAAAGAUAAUGCCAUAGCAACAACAGCGAAGAAGUGCGAGGAACCUUCGAAGGCAACCAAGAAAAGAGCCAGACCCGGUGAAAGUACUCGGCCUAGGCCCAAAGACCGUCAGCAGAUCCAAGACCGUCUCAAAGAGUUGAGAGGGAUCAUCCCCAAUAGCAGAAAGUGCAGCAUUGAUUCACUACUCGAUCUCACUGUCAAGCACAUGCAUUUCUUGCAAAGUAUUACGCAAUACGCUGACGAACUUAAACAAAUUGAUACGCCAAAGCUGAUCAGCCAGGGCAACGGAUUGGUCCUGAAAGACAACAGCAUAGAUGGUACUAGUUACUGCAGGGAUACAACGCGGGCAUUUGACUUCAGCAGUCAAACAAUGGUUUGCCCUAUCAUAGUUAAGGACCUCAGCACAGGCGGCCAUAUGCUUAUAGAGAUGCUUUGCGAGGACAAGGGAUUCUUUCUUGAGAUUGCAGACAUAGUUAGAGGCUUUGGGUUGAACAUCUUAAAGGGAAUAAUGGAAACUCGAGACGAUCAAAUAUGGGCACACUUCAUUGUUAAGACAAGCAAGGAAGUAACCGGGCAAGUAACCAGGCAGGACGUCUUUUGGUCACUUCUCCAACUGAUUCAGGACACUGGCACUAGCGGGAUUGAUUCGACGAUUCAGCCUAGUAAUAUAAUGGAUUCUGUGAUUCCUCCAUUUGAUGGUUAUCAGCGAUCUUCGCUGCAGCUUCCUAUCAGCAUGGCAGAUACGCUACGAUGAUGAUCAUUAUCAUUACUAGAAUCUUUAAGAGACACCUUGAGCAUUCCUCGUAGAAGUUUUGCGAUGAUCAGUGUCACUUGAAAUCGAAGAGGUUUCUCCGUUCCAUUUCAACCGCGCCAGAAAGGAAAUGUGCAUACAGUUGAUAGAGUAGUCAGUAGUUCAGUAGGAAUGGCAAUUGAUCAGUUUGCCAUAUUUAUUUCUUGUUUUGGCCUUGUGAUCUCAGUCCACUCUGCUAGAACUUGUUCAUAACAACCUUAAACUGAUAAAAACCAUUUAGUCAUAGCCUAACACUCACUUGUUCUUGGCCUCCUUGUUGUUUCAUGAUCUUACUAUGCAUGGUUAUAAAAGAUGUGAUAAUUCUCAUAUUGUUGA